Messenger RNA from Effrenium voratum, 3185 nucleotides. The record is from the annotation of a GenBank genome assembly. NCBI's taxonomy places the organism in Eukaryota, Dinophyceae, Suessiales, Symbiodiniaceae.
CGGUGGCGGCAGUCCUUCCAGCCGCCUUGCACCGGCCGGGAACCGGUGCCUUAUCAAAAAGGGGAACUGGCAUGAAAAACACUCUCACAAAACUCGCGCUGGCAGGCCUGAUGGCCUCCACAAUGAUCGGCAGCGCAGUUGCUCAGGAAGACACGAUCAAGGUCGGUGUUCUCCAUUCGCUGUCCGGCACGAUGGCGAUUUCGGAAACAACGCUUAAGGACGUCAUGCUGAUGCUCAUCGAAGAGCAGAACAAAAAUGGCGGACUUCUUGGAAAGCAGCUUGAAGCCGUCGUCGUCGACCCUGCUUCGGAUUGGCCGCUUUUUGCUGAAAAGGCACGCGAACUGAUCGAAGUGAACGAAGUCGACGCCGUGUUCGGUGCCUGGACCUCAGUGUCUCGCAAGUCCGUUCUUCCGGUCUUUGAGGAACUGAACUCCCUGCUGUUCUAUCCGGUGCAGUACGAGGGCGAAGAAUCCCAGCGGAACGUCUUCUAUACGGGCGCUGCUCCGAACCAGCAGGCAAUCCCUGCUGUUGAUUACCUCAUGAAUGAAGAAGGCGUCGAGCGCUGGGUCCUGGCCGGUACAGACUAUGUCUAUCCGCGCACGACCAACAAGAUCCUGGAAGCCUACCUGAAAUCCAAGGGUGUUGCUGAAGAAGACAUCAUGAUCAACUACACGCCGUUCGGGCACUCCGACUGGCAAACGAUCGUCUCCGACAUCAAGACUUUCGGCUCGGCCGGCAAGAAAACCGCAGUGGUCUCCACGAUCAACGGUGACGCAAACGUUCCCUUCUACAAGGAACUGGCAAACGCCGGCAUCAAGGCGGAAGACAUUCCGGUCGUCGCCUUCUCGGUUGGGGAAGAAGAACUCGCCGGUCUCGACACCGGUCCGCUGGUCGGACACCUCGCCGCCUGGAACUACUUCCAGUCCGCAGAUACCGACGCCAAUGCCGAGUUCAUCGACGCCUGGCACGCCUUUAUCGGUGACGAAGAGCGUGUGACAAACGAUCCGAUGGAAGCCCACUUUAUCGGUUUCAACAUGUGGGUAGAAGCCGUUGAAAAGGCAGGAACAACCGACCCGGAUGCCGUGAUCGACUCCAUUGUCGGUGUUUCCGUGCCGAACCUGACGGGUGGGUACUCGGCAAUGAUGCCAAACCACCACAUCACCAAGCCCGUGCUGAUCGGCGAAAUCCAGGAUGAUGGCCAGUUCGAAACAGUUUGGGAAACAUCCGGUCUCGUCGUCGGCGAUGCCUGGUCCGACUACCUGGAAGGUUCCAAGGACCUGAUCUCCGACUGGCGUGCUCCGAUGUCCUGCGGCAACUUCAACACUGUUACGGGCAAGUGCGGAGGCUCCGGAUCCUAACAGGGAAAACGGUGUCGGGGCGGGUUCGAAUGACCCGCCCCUGACCGGUAUUCAUCCCGGUCAGUCAAACACGAUCCCGGGAUCCAGCAGUCGCCGACCCGGACUACUGGACCCCGGCCUUCGCAGGGAUGACGGGAAACCGGCCGACGACUGUCGCCGGGAGACAACUCCCGCAAUUGGAAACAAACAAUCAACGCCGGUGGACCCAUGUCCAACUUGAAAUCAAUCUUUGUCUUGUUUUGCCUCGUUGCCGGUCUGGUGAGCCCGGCGCUUGCCCAAAGUGACACCGAAAGCCUGCGCUCGCUGGUCGACGCACUUGCAAAAGGCAAAUACGCAGAGACGGAACAGCAGAUCGGAGCCCUGGUCGCAACCGGCGAUCCGGCAGUCGCGCCGGCGCUUCAGGCUCUCGGUGCCGGUGACCUUUAUUUCCGCAAGUCGGACGGCCAGGUCUACAUCGCGGAAAAGGACGGCAAACGAUUUACCCUUACCGACCCGUUGACGCUGGAAGUCGAAGGCGACGCAGGCAAACGGGAAAUCAAGAAGAUCAAGGUCAACAACAAGUUGCGCCGGGUAAUCCGCUCGGCACUUGGGUCCCUGACGCUCAUGGCGGCGGACCCGAACGUUCGCGUCGCAGCCGCCGAAGCGAUAUUCAAGGCGCAAGACCCCGCGGGCAUCGACGCACUCGAGACAGCUCUUGCCGCCGAGACAGACGACAACGUCCGGCUCGUCAUGGAACAGGCCCGAGCUGCCGCCGUGCUGAAUUCCGAUCUGGAGGAGGCGCAGAAACUUGCAGCCGUCGAGACGCUCUCGGAGAUGGGAAACCGCGAAGCCCUGUCGCUGUUGAUCGGCGUCCGGUCCAAUUCCGAAGGAGCGGUACGGGACGCGGCGAACCACGCGGUUGAAAAAAUCGAAAAAUCCAUCGCCGCCUGGAACACGGCACAAAACGUCUGGUACGGCGUUUCGCUUGGUUCCGUUCUCCUGCUUGCGGCCAUAGGCCUGGCCAUCACCUUCGGUGUGAUGGGGGUGAUCAACAUGGCUCACGGCGAGAUGGUGAUGAUCGGCGCCUACACUACAUUUGUGGUUCAGGAGAUUAUCCGCACCUCUGCACCAGGCCUGUUCGACUAUUCCCUGUUUAUCGCGCUGCCCCUCGCCUUUCUGACCGCGGGCCUGAUUGGCAUCGCGAUUGAACGCGGUGUGAUCCGCUGGUUAUACGGCCGACCGCUGGAAACGCUUCUGGCGACGUGGGGAAUCUCACUGAUCCUUCAACAGGCCGUCCGCUCCGUCUUUGGUCCCACCAAUCGGGAGGUCGGCAAUCCGGACUGGAUGUCAGGAGCCUUCGAUCUUGGCCAGAUGACCAUUACCUAUAAUCGAAUGUGGAUCGUCGUGUUCGCCCUGCUGGUGUUUGCCGGCCUCAUGCUGGUCCUCAAGAAAACACCCUUCGGCCUCUACACACGCGCGGUCACUCAAAAUCGCCGGAUGGCGGCCUCGAUGGGCAUUCGCACGCCCUGGAUCGACGCCCUGACCUUCGGCCUCGGCUCCGGCAUUGCCGGCAUCGCCGGCGUUGCGCUUUCACAGAUCGACAACGUCUCGCCGAACCUGGGACAAGGCUACAUCAUCGACAGCUUCAUGGUCGUCGUGUUCGGCGGUGUCGGAAACCUGUGGGGCACGCUCGUCGGAGCCAUGACACUCGGGGUCGUCAACAAAUUCCUCGAACCCUACGCGGGCGCCGUUCUCGGUAAGAUCUUCGUACUGGUGUUCAUCAUUUUGUUUAUUCAAAAGCGUCCAAGGGGUCUCUUCGCCCUCAAGGGCCGGGCAGUUGAAGCAUGA